Molecule: messenger RNA, 1696 nt
Organism: Hypomesus transpacificus
Lineage: Eukaryota; Metazoa; Chordata; Actinopteri; Osmeriformes; Osmeridae
Gene: ctdspl3
Product: CTD (carboxy-terminal domain, RNA polymerase II, polypeptide A) small phosphatase like 3
Exons: 11
Coding region: 178-1302 (374 amino acids)
Molecular function (GO): phosphoprotein phosphatase activity
Source: RefSeq, a predicted model, not a curated record
GCUACUUCCCUGAACGUAUCUGCCCGGUAGAUUUGAAGACGAGUCGAGAAAACUGGAGACGGGUGAGCAUUGGGUGAAUCGAAUCGGACUAGGAAACAAGAGCAGCUUAACUUACAUUAUUUUUUUCUAAAUCGAUUAUUUAUGUAACUAUGAUCUACAACAUUUAGACUGGCAAAAAUGAGAUUACGAUCCCGAACUAUUGACGACCGCCCAUCAUUGGCACAGUUCAAUGACAACGGUCAGUGCCCCUCAACAACUCCGCGACCUCGGCGAGCUGGAAAACGGAAUAUAGAAAAGGAUGAUGAGACACUUGAACAAGAGUACCACUCGCCCUCCUCUUACGAAGACACCGCCACAAGACUCCCCCCUGUUGUACAGGGUCGUGGGAGGAAAAGGCCGGCUGUAUUUGCUGACAGAGAAGACCUUGUCUUCAAGACCCCUGUCAGGGUCCAACAUCACAGGGUAUCAUCAGAGAUAGACCACCCUUCUCCUCAGAAUUCCGCAGUGCGGAAUAUUUACACACCUAUUGUACGUUUUCUCACACCUACCAAAGAAAACUCAAGGAGUCCCCGCAGUGGUGAUGUGCUCAUGAGUCCAGAACAAUGCGUGUUUGGUUUCGGCUCCAUCGGCCUCCUUGAAGGAGAGGAGGACAACGAGGAUGCUUUCAGCCCUUUCGCCUUUAUCAAGAACAUUCCAUCCCGGUCCCAGCAAUCCAAACCCUGCGUCCGAGACAUUCCACCCAAGACGAGGAGCACGCCCCAAGCUACGCUGGUUCUAGACCUGGAUGAGACUCUCAUGUACAGCUCACUCAGUGUCAUAGAUGAAGCAGAUUACACCUUCCGCACAGCGUUCCAGGACCACGAGUACAAGGUCUAUGUGAUUCUACGACCGUAUGUGAAGGACUUUCUGCAAGCCAUGUCAAAAGUAUUUGAGAUGUUUGUUUACACAUCAGCAAAGAAAGAAUACGCAGAAAAGAUACUGGACAUCUUGGACCCGCGGCGAAAAUUGUUUCGACAUAGACUGUAUCAAGUGGACUGUACCUGUGUCCUUGGACACUACGUUAAGGACCUGGGAGUGCUUCAGAGGGACCUGGCUAAGACUGUUGUGUUGGACAAUGCUCCACACACCUACCCCUAUCAUCUGAUGAACAUGAUUCCCAUCAAGAGUUGGUCUGGGGACAAGGAGGAUAAAGAACUGCAAAAGCUUAUCCCAUACCUGGAGAGACUGUCGGGAGCAGAUGAUUUCCGGGCAGUUCUGAAGAGGAGAACUGACCACUUUCACAGGCUGCUUUCUGAAGACUGAGAAGAGGCUUUCAUUACCAUAUUCUUUUUAAUCUUUUUCAAGAUACACUGAGAUUUAUAUUAAUAUUUCACACUAGCCGUAAGAGAAAUCCGAGAAACGUUUCAAACUAGCUGUUGCUAUUGUUACACUAUCUUGACCAUCUAAUAUUUCACAGUACACAACCCGUUUCAACCUACAAUCUUCUGCUUAAUAUAUGGAUCCUUCAGUGUUGUGGUGUCUAACAGUGGUCAACCCUAACCUUCCAGCAUGCUCCCUUCCGUGGAAGUGAAUGUACGUGGUGUAAAAAAGACUAAAAUGUCUUAAAUACACAAUCCCUCUAAUUUCAGAAAUUUGCUGUCCAAAAUUAUUUGUAUAUUUUGUUUUUAGAGGAAAAUAAAAUGUUGUUUGAAAGUUA